UAUGAUCGUCUUUAUAGACACUUCCGAUAAUUAAAAGCCCCGUAGAAUUCAUAAUCCGUCUUUUGGGUAUUCUUUGAAAUGGGCAAUAGAUUGGGUUUCGGUUGUUCGCAGGAGAACACUUAUCCGGAAAACUCUUUGGAAAUUCGUACUGAACAGGGAGUAUACCGGAUUAAUGUAAGUCGACCACGCGGACACGGAAAUAUCUACGUGCGCGGUCGAGGAAGCAUCUAUAUGCGAGGUCGUGGCAGAACCUAUGGUAUUUGGAGUACCCAUGUCCGCAGUGGAUAUGUGACCUUUGAAAGGACCAAUGGACACGGCUUUCGCAGCUAUAACGCAAUCCAUCAGAAUGUGGCAGCGAUCGAAGGCCAAGAUCAUGACGAAGAAGACGCUCCGGACCAGGCAGGUAACUCGGGCGUCGAGGUUUUAGAAAACUCAUCAACGGAUGGGGACUUCGAGGACGCCGAGCAAAACAACUAACUAAAGUCGGGAAAAGUUAGACCCCAAAAAUAACGUAUUGUAAUAUAAGUUAGGCUUGUGAUACAGGGGAACAUAUUUAACCAAUGUCAAGUUGGAGUAAUUAUAUAUUUUUUUCAGUUAACCUAAUACUUGUUAAGUUUAUAAUAACAAUAACAAUAACGGAUAAAAACAGUA
Messenger RNA from Drosophila biarmipes, 651 nucleotides. RefSeq lists its product as uncharacterized. The coding region runs from base 79 to 477 and encodes 132 amino acids. The transcript is spliced from 4 exons. The record is from RefSeq and is a predicted model, not a curated record. Lineage: Eukaryota; Metazoa; Arthropoda; Insecta; Diptera; Drosophilidae.